AUGUCAUAUCACAAAGUUGCAGGAAAUUUGCCAAACAGCGAGCUGGAGGUAUCACGUGUGCUGGCUCUAAACGAGGUCUUCACAGCUAACACCAACCUCUCUAUCAAGGUCAACGAUGACAUCCUCCAAGCCAUAUUCGACAAGUUGCUGACCCUGGUGAAUGCAAAGAGCCUAGAAGAGCUGGCACUGAACUCUCGCGCCACCUACCGUUACCUCGAGAUGUUGGAAAAUAUUCUCGAUCUUGAGGAGAGUAAUCAAGUCCUCUACAAGCUUCAGGCAAAUGUGUUGAGGUUCAUUAGAAAUCACUGGGUAGAACUAAACGGAUCCAUGAUAACCGAUAACGGAACAUCUAUUUCUCUCGACUUGUUAAACUGCCGUUACUCAACCUAUUUUCAGUCAGGCUCAGAUUGUAGAAUAGAUCUUGAAGUUAACAACUGGAAGGGGCUUUACUUUGUGAAGAUGCUUUCUCUGAUGGCGACCUGCGCUUCCGGAUCUCUCAAGUCAUCUCUCACUAUUUGCAAGGAGUUAAUUCCUUACCAAGAUCUAAAGAUUCUCAUUGAGAAGUGUUCAACCGAUGUUGUUUACUUGAAAUGUCUCCUAAAGUUCUUUUUGAACGUUUAUGUUAAGUCCAACGGACAGCUCAAGAAGGUGGCGCUUGUGUCAGACGUGCUGCAGUACACUGCUACUGGAAGUAAGCUUAUAGAGGUUUUAUAUAACACGCUACUGGAGCCAAAGGGAGAUGUCCCUACCCAGCUCAACAAUCUAUCCUCCAUGCGCUACUUCGAAAUCAGCCUGAAACUUCUGAAUGAAGACGACACAACCUUUAUAGAUCUUCUUGACUUUGUGUUCAACUCGGCGCUCCCUCUAGUUGCAGAAGUAUUCACUGCUCCGAUGGUUUUGCUAAACGAGAAUGGAGGACCCGAAAUAGCAAAACAACUAUCAGUGAACAUGCGAUUACUCCUAAAAGCCACUUCUCCUUUCCUGAACGAGGAGAACUUUAACAUGCUGUUAUCUGCUAUUAAAGCGGUUAACAGUUAUAAGCCUGAACGGGGCAACGAUUUAGAGGUAAAAUUUGAAGGCGAAACGUGGAGAGUAAAUGCUUGUGGUACUGCUGGAGCAAUAAAACCAGAAGAAGCUGUAGUAGCUCAAAAUGAAGAUAGUCAUCUCAAAAGUACGAUUUCUUAUCUGUUCUUUAAAUUGAUGAUUUAG
Molecule: messenger RNA, 1209 nt
Organism: Bolinopsis microptera
Lineage: Eukaryota; Metazoa; Ctenophora; Tentaculata; Lobata; Bolinopsidae
Exons: 10
Coding region: 1-1209 (402 amino acids)
Source: RefSeq, a predicted model, not a curated record